AUUUGUAGCAUUUUUAUGGCAGACAUUUUUGAAAUACGACGUCAUUACAAAGACAGCCCUUAACAGCACACAGUGUCCAUACUUGAUCAACCCAUGACAUUCAUUAAAACUGGUAUUUUAUUUGACGAAGGAAUUAUUGUCUAACGGUAAUGAUGCUGUAUGAAACUAACUCCACAGUUGUCUAAUUGAAGGACAAAAAUCUCCCUCACCCCCACCAGAGAGAGCUUGCUGCUGGCGAGACAUUCGAUUCAUAGCUGCAAAAUGGCCGACCGUCAACCAACUGACUUUCCAGCGCUUUAAAAACGAAUUCUUCUGCACAUUAGCUAGGUUUACAUUAUCAUAGUACUUACUUAGAAAUCAAGAGCACCAACAAGUAUAUUUCUUUGUUAGCCACAUAACGUUACCUCAUUAUUCGUUUAGGGGCUGUUGAUUUUCAAGUAGCCUCGAAUGACAAAAAAAAAAAACGAGGAUUUCGCACUGAAGCACUUCAGUCACAGAUGAAAGAGGAAAUAAUCUUAGCUUUAGUUAGCUAGCUCUAUUUCAUAUGUGAUUCCUGAGAAAGGAGUAUCAGGAAAGGGAACAGUAGUUCAUGGAAGACAAGAAAAGGAAGAAAGACGACAAAAGGAAAAGGGAAGCAUCUCAGAAGGUUGCAGAGCAAAAAAACAAAGUGCCAGAAUUGACCAAGCCCUUGUCCACCCAGUCUCCUGCUGCCCCCAGCUCUGCUUCCCCCAGCCCUGGACCCACACCCUCGGCAUCCUCCUCCCCUGCCACCGCGGCUGCAGGCGGCGCCCCCCCUCAGGGCGGGAACAAUGCGAAGCGGCCGGCGGUGGCCAGCGGACAGCCCCCCACAGCAGGCACCCAGGCCCCCCAGCGCUACAUGCCCCGCGAAGUGCCCCCGCGAUUCCGCUGCCAGCAAGACCACAAAGUGCUACUGAAGAGGGGCCAGCCGCCGCUGUCCUCAAUGCUACUGGGUGGAGGGGGCGGAGGGGGAGACGGCCCCAACGCAACCAUGGCUGCUGCCUCAGAUUCUAGUCCAGGCUAUGUGGGUCCAGCUGCACCCUCACUGCCCCUCACCUCAUCCUCCUCAUCAAUCGCUGCUUCUUCUACUACUUCUUCCAAUUAUGCAAAUUCCACGUGGGGGGUUGGCUCUGGCAGCCUUCCCCCCUCUCAGGGCAGGGAGAAGGUCAUCGUGGACGGCUCGGACCUGGAGGAAUGGCCUAGCAUUGCCGUUGGCGACGGGAACGGAGCAGGAGGAGGUGAAGCUUCGGGGACAGGAAGUGGUAGUGCUUCGUCGGGUGAGGGCGGUGGUGGAGUGCCGAACAGCAGUGCCUCGUGGAAAGGUGGCGAUCCUGGCAGUCCCCCAUCACCCACUUCCUCGUUCUCAAUGCCCAAUGAAUGUAUGCUGUCCGUCAGUGUGGUGUGGGGAUCUGCUGCCUCACAGGGUCCUCCAGGGGCAUCAUUGCCCUCCAUUCCCAAAGCCUCCCCUCUGCCAGUGGGCCCUGAUGGCUCCCUUGGUGGCAGUGGGGUGAUCCCUGGUGCCAACUUCAACCCAAAUGCCAACCCUUCCGCCUGGCCUGCCCUGGUGCAGCAGGAUGGGGCUGGGGCAGCUUCCUCUGAGGGUGCCCCCCCCCCUUCCCUUCUCCAGAGCCUGGCUGGGUGUCUCUCUGCCCCGGGUCUGGGGAACCCACCUCUAGCUGUGAAUCAAUCCGCUCAUCAGCACCAACUUCACCAAAUGCAACCCAGAGACAGAGAGCACCAGUCGGACGGGGGCUGGGGUGGAGCGGCACUGGAGACCGGAGCAGGACCAAAAAACGUGGGGACAGGGGAGGGAGCCAAUAUAGACUGUGGGGGAGGAGGCAACGGGGGAGACAAUCUCUCUGCUUCCCAAACCUCUUCCUCCUGGGGAGGCCAGCCUUUCCCCGCUGCUAACUCCAAAACGGGUGCCUCAAGGACUGAUGGUUGGGAAGGGGGAGCUGCUGAGGGUGGUGGAGGCUCGCGGUGGGGGUACAGCGCUCAGGGGGGUAAUGGAGGGAAAGCCUGGGGCGCUGGAAGUGGGGGUAACACUCAGACCGCCGGGGUAUCUCAGGGAGGGUGGGGAGGAGGAGAGCGAGGGUCUUCAGUUGGAGACUGGGGAGGUAAUUCAGGUGGGGUGGGUGGAAGUGGUGGAGUUGGCAAUUCAGGAGGGGAGGCUGGUGGUGGUGUCGGCGGCCGCAGCAGUAGCAGCAGCAGCAGCGGGGGCAGUAUCGGCAACCCCCCUGCCGCCGCCUCUUCUCCCAAAUCAUCCACCACUACGACAAGAGCUUUGGACAAUCAGAAGGGAGUUGGAGUGGGGGACGGAGGGGCAGAGGGGGACACAGGGGAGUGGGGGGGGGGCCGGGGUGGAAGAGGUCAUUCUUCAUCCAGCGGUGGAGGAAACUCCAGAGGUGGCGGCAAUCACAAUCAACACCAUGGGUAUGGCCACCACCGGUAUUCCCACCCCCCACCACCCAACCCUGAAGUGGCCUUACAGGCAAUGCUCAGCCGCAAUGACCUGGACCCGCGCGUCCUCUCCAACACGGGCUGGGGCCAGACCCAGAUCAGACAGAACGUGGCCUGGGACCUGGAACCAGGAAAAGGAGGUUCUGGGUUGUCUGCUUCAUCCAAAAACUCUCCACCUCCCAUUGGUCCGUCUUCUCAGUACUCCACUGGCUCUGCUACAACUACUGAUUCUCCUUCCCUUCUCCCUGGCUCAGCUCCCAACCUGAACUCCAACCCUUCCCUGGGGACCUCUGGUGGCUCUGGGGAGGGCUGGGAGAGUGGUGGUAACAGCAGCAGCGGUUGCAGCAACUCCCUACCCAACCGAGGACCACCUCACCCGGGAUCCAACAUGAGGAAUCCUUCUGGUAUCACACAAUCUGCGUCAAUGACCACUGGAGCAGGUAUGGGAGGAGGAGGAGGCCUUGGACCAGGCCAGGGGAAGCCUACAGGAGGCUGGGGUGGGGUAGGACCAGGGGAGAGCCAAGGAAAAGGAUGGGGGAACGAAGGAUCAGAGUGGGGUGGAGGGAGGGAACGUAGUAGUAGAGGAGGAGGUGGUGGUGGUGGUGGUGGAGGAGGAGGGUGGGGAGAUAAUGGACAACAGGGUAACCAAGGUGGAGGUGGUGGUGGCUGGGGAGGCAGCCAGGAGGAGAAGGGGACAGGAGGAGGAUGGAAGGAGAUGGGGAGGGAUGGAGGAGGGUGUGGUGGACAGAGGGAGAGGGGUGGGGGGGACUGGGGAGAGCGAGAGGCCAAAUCAAGCAGUGGAGGAGGAGGAGGAUGGGGAGAGGAAAGGAAAGGUGGGGGAGACUCAGAAGUCGGUACGUGGGGUAGCUGGGACGAGGGAGCCCCGAGGAGAGCCUGGGGGGCAGGAGGUACAUGUGGAGGAGGGGCAGGUGUGGACAUGGGAGGCAACAAACCCCACCAGGGGCGUUGGGGUGGAGGGGGGGGUGGGAAAAUGCACCCGUCACAGAUGCCAAACAGCCAGACAGCCUCUCUGAAAGGCCCCAUGGCACAAAAGCAGCAGCACCAAUCACAGCCCCAGCAGCAGCCGCUACCGCAGCAAGCGCUGGACCCAGGGGACAUGCAAGGAGGAGGGGGCUGGGGGAGACCAUCGGGCCCCCAGGCCCAAAACCAAAGCAGCUCAGGCUGGACGGCCGGACCCAUCCCCAGCGGUCCUAAUGGAGGGGAGGGGCCGCAGUCCAGCGGGUGGGAGGAACCUUCACCACAAUUCAUUAGCAGGAAGAUGGACAUUGACGAUGGGACGUCGGCUUGGGGAGACCCCAGCCAGUUUAAUAACAAGGCUGUCAACCUGUGGGAGAAGAACGGUGUUCCCGCUGGUCAGCAGCUGCCAAUGCACGGCCAGGGACCAGGACCACCGCCCCAACAGCAGCAGCCUGGGCCUCCAGCUCUACAGCAGCAACCUGGGCCUGGGAGGCAGCCCACUGGGAUGGGAGGCAGAGACAUCAACCCUGGCCAUGGACCUGGACCUGGGAAAGCUCCAGGGAUGGCUCCAUCGUCUGGCUGGGAUGGUGGCUCUCCCUCAGACCCCCCGGUGGACAACGGCACCGCAGCCUGGGGGAAGCCCACUGAGACCCCCACCGGCUGGGGAGACCCUGGGGAGGAACCUGGGAAGAACACCUCUGGCUGGGGAAACCCCUCACCCAACCCCAUCAAAUCUGCAGGUUCAAAGUCUAUGCAAGAAGGAGGCUGGGGUGAGGGAGACCAGGGCUCGGUGGCGGCCUCGCGUCACUCCAGCUGGGAGGAAGAGGAGGAGGGAGGAGCAGGGGUGUGGAACAGUGUUGGGUCCCAGGGCAGCAGCUCCUCCUACAACAGUGGGGGCUGGGGCCAAGGUCACGGGGGCAAGAAGCCCAACAACAAGGCUCCCCUGAAGAGUGGAGGAGGAGACUCCUGGAUGAACCCCAUGAACAAACAGUUCUCCAACAUGGGGCUCCUGGGUGAUGAUCCUAGUGGGCGGCCUCUGGACUUGGCCCCUGGUCCUCCUCAGGAUAAGAAGAUGGAAGGAGAGAAGCGAGGGAUGGGUCUGAAUGACUAUAAUGGAGAGAUGCGUAAAGGAGGGCAGAGAGCCAUGGGAGGAGGAGGGAUGGUCUACCGUUCACCUGGUUCCAAAGAGAUGGGGCCUGGCGACCCUGGGCCUUACUAUGACAAGCAGACCUUGCCUUUCACCAAUCAGGAUGGGUGCCUUGGGGAGGAGUACUCUCCACCCUCUGUCUACAAGCCCUCCCCCCUCUACAACCACACUAUCCCCCCUAGACAAGGUGGUCAUAACAUGUUUGGCAGCAGCGGUGGUGGGAUGCCCCCGUCCAGACACCAGCCCGGUGUGCCACCCAUAAACCCGUCCGCAGGGAUACGAGCACAAGUGCCUCAUCAGUUCCUGUCACCUCAGGUGCCAGGUUCUGUGCUGAAGCAGAUGCCGCCUCCCAACGUGGGUGGAGUCGGAGGUGUGGGUGGGGUGGGGGGUGUAGGAGGGGGCGUGUUCCCCCCUCAGCUGUCCCCCCAGCACAUCGCCAUGCUGAGCAGCAUCUACCCCCCGCACAUCCAGUUCCAGCUGGCCUGCCAGCUUCUCCUCCAGCAGCAGCAGCAGAACCCCCAGCAGCAACAGCUCACCUCACCACAGCAGCUCCAACAGCUCCUACAGAACCAGAGGAAGUUCCCCCAAAACCCACGCCAGCAGGCCGACCCACAACAGUUGGCCAGGAUCGUGGCUAUUCUCCAGCAGCAGAGGCAACAGCAGCAGCAGGGCGUCGGCGGGGUGGGAGUGGGCUCCAAACUGUCCCCCUCUCACCUGGGAGGGGGAGGCCCAAAACUGCCUAUGGCAGACUCCCUGCCCCAUCCAGGCAUGGGGGGCUCUGUGGACCUGCACCAGAAAACACAGGGCUACUCUGGGUACAGUGGAGGAGUGAACAUGUCUGGUCUGGACAUGGGGGGCUCGGUGGUGGGGGGCCCAGGGGGCAUGAAGGAUGUGGGGGGGCAGCAAUCCCGCUUCAAAUGGAUGAUGGAGGGUCAUUCUCCUGCCCCCUCCCUUCCUGAGAGCCUCCACAAAAACGGUCCUAUGUCCACCCCUAUGAGGAGGGGUGGCUCGCCAUACUCCCAGUAUGACAUGAUGGUAGGGGAGGGGCUAGGUAUGCCCACACAGGGGGACAACUGGCACCGUACUCCUGGGAACAAGAUGAGCUCCAAGCCCCAGGGCACGUCCAGCUGGCCUCCUGAGUUCCAGCCCGGCGUGCCCUGGAAGGGGAUCCAGAGCAUCGACCCCGAGUCUGAUCCCUACAUGACCCCAGGGAGCAUGAUGGGAAUCCCUGGGCCGUCCAGCCUCAAUGACACAGAGCACCAGUUGCUAAGAGACAACACAGAACCCAACCCCUCCCUGAACACCUUGCUGCCUUCACCUGGUGCCUGGCCCUACAGUGCCUCAGACAGCCCCCUCAACAACGCACACAACUCAGCAAAUUACACAGAGUAUAAGACCAGCUGGCCCCCUGAGCCCAUUGGACACAACAAGAUGUGGAAGACCAAUCGCAACCAACAGUCCCAGCAGCUGCCACGCCCACCCCCGGGACUCACCAAUCAGAAGCAGGCCUCGCCGUCCCGUGGCCCAUGGCAGGCCCGUGGCUGGGGCAGCUCGAGUGGGAUCCAGGAAACCAGAUAUGGCCCUGGCUCUGCUUGGAGUGAUGGGGGGACCUCCAGAGGAAGCUGCUGGCUGGUGCUCUGC
Salvelinus sp. IW2-2015 is the source of this 6244-nucleotide messenger RNA. Lineage: Eukaryota; Metazoa; Chordata; Actinopteri; Salmoniformes; Salmonidae. The record is from RefSeq and is a predicted model, not a curated record.